AAUUUAAAAAAGGUUUCAUUCAAUUUCAAACCCAACGGGAAACACCGCCAUUGCUCUACCAAAAACCCCCAAUUGCUUUGAUCCUCUAGGGUUUCAAUUCAUCAUAUGUAAUUUUGUAUACUCAUUUCUUGUUCACAUAAUUGAACAAUCUUUACUUUCAUUUCUGUGUUUUCGUUUUUCUUCAGAAAAGUGAAGCAAAGAUGAAUGACCUAAUGACGAAAUCGUUCCUGAGUUACGUCGAUUUGAAGAAACAAGCAACGAAAGAUCUCGAAUCCGACCCGGACAUCGAAACGGGCCAACUCGGCCCGCCCGACGAUGGAAACCUCUCCCAAUUCUUCGUCGAAGUCGAAGCGAUCAAGUCCGAAAUGGAAGACAUCGCGAACCUCCAACUCGAUCUCCAAACCCUAACCGAAGAAACCAAAUCCACCGCACAGAGCGCCAAGAUCCUCCGCGGUGUAAACGAUCGGAUAAAUUCCGACACGACCGCGCUCCUCCGUAAGGCGAGAACCAUCAAGGCGAAACUAGAAUCGCUCGACAAAUCCAACGUCGAAAACCGCGGUUUGUCGCCUCUGUACGUCAAAGGCUCCCACGUCGACCGCACACGAAUUUCCGUAACGAACGGCCUAAGAAUCAAACUCAAAGAAAUGAUGGAAAAUUUCCAGUGCUUACGAGAAAAAAUCGUCGAAGAGCACAAACAAGGGCUUAAGACGAGAUACUACACCGCCACGGGCGAAACCCCGAGCGACGAAGUUGUGGAUAAGAUGGUAUCCGGAGGUGGGCCCACCUCUGUUUUUGCUCAGGGGGAAUCCGUGGAGGAGAAUCGGCAAAGAGACGAGGCGGUUAUGGAGAUACAGAGGAGUUUGGUUCUGUUGCAUCAAGUGUUUCUUGAUAUGGCUGUGAUGGUUGAAUGUCAAGGCGAGCAGAUGAAUAAUAUCGAGCAGAAUGUUGUGACGGCCCGUGAUUUCAUCGGUGGUGGAGUGAAGGAGCUCGAUCGGGCGGAUACGAUGAAGAAACGGAGGAGGGUUUGGGCUUGUUGGAUUGUUGUUGUGGUGCUGGUUUUCUUGUUGGUUUGCCUCGUUGCGAUUUUGUUCUGAAUUAAUUAGACGAUAAUUUUUUUUUUCGGGUUUUAAAUGUGUUUGGUGAAUUGGUGUUCAUCGUUUUCGAUUUGUUUUGAUGGUUUUUCGGUUUUCACAUUGGUAUUUGGGUUUUUUUGUAUUUUUUUUCCGGUUGAUAUUCGGUUUUCGAUCCGGUUGUGUUGUGAGUAUUAUUUUCGAGAUUUUUAAUACAAGUUUGA
This is a messenger RNA of Erythranthe guttata (spotted monkey flower), 1294 nucleotides long. Its product is annotated as syntaxin-112. NCBI's taxonomy places the organism in Eukaryota, Viridiplantae, Streptophyta, Magnoliopsida, Lamiales, Phrymaceae. Gene Ontology annotation, cellular component: plasma membrane; endomembrane system; SNARE complex. Gene Ontology annotation, molecular function: SNARE binding; SNAP receptor activity. Gene Ontology annotation, biological process: vesicle fusion; intracellular protein transport; exocytosis. The record is from RefSeq and is a predicted model, not a curated record.